Schistocerca piceifrons (Central American locust) is the source of this 616-nucleotide messenger RNA. Its product is annotated as protein son of sevenless-like. The annotation marks the transcript as partial. Gene Ontology annotation, molecular function: guanyl-nucleotide exchange factor activity. The transcript is spliced from 5 exons. NCBI's taxonomy places the organism in Eukaryota, Metazoa, Arthropoda, Insecta, Orthoptera, Acrididae. The record is from RefSeq and is a predicted model, not a curated record.
GUCAGUUCUGACAGUAAGGAGCUCGACGCAAUGUUUAGUAAUAUAAUGGACAUUUAUGAACUGACUGUAACUUUCUUGGGUUCAUUGGAAGAUAUGGUUGAGAUCAGUGAAGAGAAACAAGUACCUGCGAUUGGAAGCUGCUUUGAAGAAUUAGCAGAGGCUGCCGAAUUUGAUGUCUACGGGAGGUAUGCACGUGACAUCACACAGCCACAGAGCAGAGAGGCGCUAAUGAAGCUCAGCAGUCGGCCCGAAGUCUCUGAUGCUCUUCAGUCGGCUGGCCAUGGAUUCAGAGAAGCUGUGAAGUAUUACCUUCCAAAGCUGCUGCUUGGUCCUAUUUGGCACUGUUUUCUGUACUUCGACUAUAUAAAGAUUUUGCAUAGAUUGACACCCAUUGACGAAGACAGAGAGAGCUUGGAACAGGUGGAAGGCCUGUUGAAGCCACUUCAAACGGAACUUUUGCAGACAGUUGGAAACUUACCAAAGAGAGAGAGUGGAAUUCGAAUGCAUGGUAGAGUGAGGAGACAGAUUGCUCUGGAUAAGACAAAUGAACUUCAAAAAUCAAUAGACGGUUGGGAAGGGAAGGACAUUGGCCAAUGCUGCAAUGAAUUUAUUCGUG